Molecule: messenger RNA, 1155 nt
Organism: Apaloderma vittatum (bar-tailed trogon)
Lineage: Eukaryota; Metazoa; Chordata; Aves; Trogoniformes; Trogonidae
Gene: PEX5L
Product: peroxisomal biogenesis factor 5-like
Exons: 8
Biological process (GO): protein import into peroxisome matrix, docking
Cellular component (GO): peroxisomal membrane; cytosol
Molecular function (GO): protein binding
Source: RefSeq, a predicted model, not a curated record
GCACGAUCAACUAAGGAGCAACGGUGGGGAGGGCCUCUUCUCUCCAGAAAUCACUCCUUGGAGGAGGAAUUUGAAAGAGCAAAGGCAGCUGUUGAGUCAGAUACAGAGUUUUGGGAUAAAAUGCAAGCAGAAUGGGAAGAAAUGGCUCGCAGAAACUGGAUUUCAGAGAACCAGGAAGCACCAGGGCAAGUCACCAUCUCAACCAUUGAGAAGGGUUAUUAUUUCCAUACUGAGAAUCCCUUCAAAGACUGGCCUGGUGCUUUUGAGGAAGGACUAAAAAAAAUGAAAGAAGGUGACCUUCCAGUUACAAUCUUAUAUCUGGAGGCUGCUAUUCUACAAGAACCCAAUGAUGCAGAGGCCUGGCAGUUCCUGGGCAUAACACAGGCAGAGAAUGAAAAUGAGCAGGCAGCCAUUGUCGCCCUCCAAAGGUGCUUGGAACUACAGCCAAACAACUUAAAAGCUCUGAUGGCCCUGGCUGUAAGUUAUACUAACACUGGCCACCAACAAGAAGCCUAUCAAGCUCUAAGAAACUGGAUAAAGCAAAAUCCAAAAUAUAAGUAUAUAGUGAAAAGCAAAAAAGGGUCCCCAGCACUUACCAGGAGAAUGUCUAAGACAUCAGAUGAAAGCUCAUUACUUGAAGAAGUAAAGGAUUUGUACCUGGAGGCUGCACAUCAGAAUGGUGAUAUGAUAGACCCUGACUUGCAGACAGGACUCGGAGUUCUUUUCCACCUGAACGGAGAAUUCAACAGAGCAAUAGAUGCAUUUAGUGCUGCUUUAACUGUUCGGCCAGAGGACUAUACAUUAUGGAACCGUCUUGGAGCAACCUUGGCAAAUGGGGAUCGAAGUGAAGAAGCUGUCGAGGCCUACACACGUGCGUUAGAAAUACAACCUGGCUUCAUCAGGUCCAGAUACAAUUUAGGGAUAAGCUGCAUCAACCUCGGGGCAUACAGAGAGGCUGUCAGCAAUUUUCUCACUGCUCUCAGUUUGCAAAGAAAGAGCAGGAAUCAACAACAGGUUCCCCAUCCUGCUCUAUCAGGAAAUAUCUGGGCAGCCCUUCGAAUUGCUUUGUCUAUGAUGGACCAGCCAGAACUAUUUCAAGCUGCCAAUGUGGGUGAUCUAGACAUUCUGUUACGAGCUUUUAAUCUAGAGCCGUAA